Messenger RNA from Xiphophorus maculatus (southern platyfish), 3637 nucleotides. RefSeq names its product general transcription factor IIH subunit 1 (gene gtf2h1). Gene Ontology annotation, biological process: nucleotide-excision repair; transcription by RNA polymerase I; transcription by RNA polymerase II. Lineage: Eukaryota; Metazoa; Chordata; Actinopteri; Cyprinodontiformes; Poeciliidae. Gene Ontology annotation, cellular component: transcription factor TFIIH core complex; transcription factor TFIIH holo complex. The transcript has 15 exons. The record is from RefSeq and is a predicted model, not a curated record. Bases 183 to 1835 code for a protein of 550 amino acids.
UAGCAGUUAUGUCGCCCGGCGCAGGAGUCAGACCGUUCUCUGUUAGAGUAGUUUAAAUUAAUCUUAAAAUUGUUCAGUCUGAAGUUUUGUUAGCCUGAAAAAUAUCUUUCCGACAUUAUGUGUUCCGUUAGAAGGACGUAAUCGUUGCAGUAUUGAUUUAUUUUAAGUUACCUGUUUGGGCCAUGGCAUCUCUGUCAGAGGAGGUUCUGCUGGUGGUGAAGAAAGUCCGUCAGAGGAAGCAGGAUGGCACACUCUACCUGAUGGCUGAAAGAAUAGCCUGGGGUCCAGAAGGCAAAGACCGCUUCACUGUCAGCCACCUGUAUUCAGACAUCCGCUGUCAGAAGAUCAGUCCUGAUGGUAAAGCCAAGAUUCAGCUCCAACUGGUCCUUCACACCGGAGAUAGUACCACAUUCCACUUUGCCAAUGAGAGCACCGCACUUAAAGACAGAGAUGCUGCCAAGGAGCUGCUGCAGCAGCUACUGCCAAAGUUCAAGAAGAAGGCCAACAAGGAGCUGGAGGAGAAAAACAGGAUGCUUCAGGAAGAUCCGGUGCUUUUCCAACUGUACAAAGAUCUUGUGGUGAGUCAAGUGAUCAGUGCUGAUGAAUUUUGGGCCAACCGGUUAGGAGGCAUGAAUAAUGGGGAACCUGCACCUUACAACAACAAACAGGAAGUUGGAAUAUCUGGAGCAUUUCUGGCGGACAUCAGACCACAGACUGAUGGCUGCAAUGGCUUGAGAUAUAAUUUGACUGCGGACAUUAUCGAGUCCAUAUUUAGAACAUACCCUGCAGUGAAGCAGAAGUAUAGUGAAAAUGUGCCUCAUAACCUGACGGAGAAGGAGUUCUGGACGCGCUUUUUUCAGUCUCAUUAUUUCCACAGAGACCGCAUCAACACAGGUUCUCAGGAUAUUUUCUCAGAAUGUGCCAAGCAAGAUGAGAAAGGGUUAAAAUCUCUGGUGAUCCAAGGAGUGAAGAAUCCAUUGGUUGACCUUUUGUCAUUGGAGGAUAAAACAUUAGACGAGGGUUAUGGGAUAAGCAAAGCCCUACCUUCAACCUCAAAUGCAAACAAGUCAGUGAAAGAGAGUAGUAACUCUGCCAUUAUAAAGCGAUUCAACCAUCACAGCGCUAUGGUGCUGGCAGCAGGCUCACGCAAGGGAGAUGUGACCACCGACCUAGCCAGUGAGACUAGCAGCACAGACGGCAACUCCAGAGAUUCUGAUUUCUUUCAGCCUCCACUGAAGAAGGUUAAACUACAAGAAGCCAUAGAAUAUGAGGAUCUGCAAAGGGAAAAUACUCCUAAGACAGUGGCGUUAAAUCUGAAGAAGUCUGACAGGUAUGCUCAUGGUCCUGUUCCACUUCAGUCCCAGCAGUAUACAACCAGCCAAGACAUCAUCAACUCUGUUGGCUUCAUCCAGCAGGAGAUGGCCAAUUACAAACCCAACCUAACUCGGGUGUUGUCCAGCACCACAGCAACCUCUGCCAUCGCAGCGCUCUCUCCAGGAGGCGUCCUUAUGCAAUCUGUUGGACAGCAAUCCAUAAACCAAAUGGUGCCCAAUGACAUCCAAGGAGAGCUGAAGCACCUUUACAUUGCUGCAGGGGAGUUAUUGAGACACUUUUGGUCCUGUUUUCCUGUAAACACACCAUUUUUGGAGGAAAAGGUGACAAAAAUGAAGACAAACUUGGAAAGAUUUCAAUUGACCAAGCUUCGUCCUUUUCAGGAGAAAAUCCAACGUCAGUACUUGAGUACAAAUCUUACAGGGCACCUGGAGGACAUGUUUCAGUCGGCCUAUAGCAAGUUUCAUAUUUGGCAAACCCGCAGGAUGAUGAGGAAAACCUGACCUGGGAAUUUAUUUGUCAAAGAGAAGACGAGAAAGACUUUUAACGUUUAGAAGAAAGACUUGGGAAGAUCCUCUAUGCCGUGAGAAGACCGAGUGGAGCAUAGUUCACAAGGGCUCAUUGAGGGUAUAGAGGGAAGCUGCUGCAGCCAAAAGUGUUAAACAGAGUAUAACUGCAUCUCAGUCACAGAUAACUAUUAGUUUCAUUGUUUUCUUUGUGUUUCCUUCAUUGUUGAGAGAACUCUGCUUGUAACGGGUUAGCAGCAGGACUUUGAAAGUGGUGUAACAUGACCAAACUUCAGCUGGAAGUCAGACAGAAGGCUCCCAGGACAACACACUGAGACGAGAUGGGGAGGACGGCUGUCGUGCACACGGCAGAGAAAAAAAAUACUUUGACACACAAAGCAACCCCAUAAAAUUGGGGUGAAGUGAAAGUAUUAAAGAAAAUCUGGAGCAAGAAGGCGCGUAAACAAAGCAAUACUGAUAAGACAAUUCACACUUGAGUGCAUUAGUGUGUACGACUCAGUGGAAAUCGUCACUGGUUUUUAAUGUCUGCACUGAGGACAAAAAAUAACAGAAUUAAAGUGAGGUAUUUGUUCAUGCCAGUGUCUUCUCCAAAUAGAGUGCUUCAUUCUGUUUCUACAGCUGCAGCUUACAGUUCCUGUAUUAUAAAUGUAAAGAGUAGUAAUUUAUCUGUCUGAGAGAGGAGUUUGACUACAGCCAGGGUUCUGAACUGUGGCAUAAUGGUUGUGAAUUUUCUUUAAUGGUUCUGAGAAGAAAUGUCAGUACCUGUCAUUUGUAAGGUAAUUAAUUAACCAUGAUGUGGGGCUAACAGUGGUGGUUUUUACACAAAUGGCUUCCAAGCAAGUUUCUCCUCCUGCCAACCCACCCUCAACUGAACACAUUCCAACUAUAAAGUGCAUUUCAAGAAGAAAAAAAACCUUUAAUGUAACUUAUUAAAAACUGUAAAGACAUUUCCUAUUUGGAUUUAAAGAAAAAUAAUAUUGAAACAUUUUGUUUUUACCCUCACAGCGCCCCCAUGUGGUUUUCCUGGCCUGGGCAGAAAGCCAUGUUCCCCAUAUUAAAAAGCACUAGGAAAACAAUGGACUACUGUAGGCAAAACAAAUAAAAGUUUUAGUACAUUUGCUGUUGCUUCAUUAGAAAAAAAGUCACAAAAACCUUAGAGAAUUCCCAGGACAAAGUAAAGCAAAAAACAGUGAACUACAAACAGUUGUUGAAGGCCACAUGCAGGUCAUUUAACCGGAAAGAUAGAAGUUUGAACUGGGAAUAAAAUCGAACCAAACUUAACUCUGUUUACAGUUCCAAGUAGGACAACUCGUGUGACUGCCGAACUGAUUUGCUAAGAGAUAAACCUAAUUACUAUUGGCAAAAAACUUAACUGCAUCGUUAUGCUUUUAAGCACUUGAGCAACAAAAUAGUUCUUUGUCUGGAUGAUUUGAGAUGCAAGUCGUCAGUAGUGAACAUUUGUUUUACAUUAUUUACUGCCGCUAUCAGCUUUAUGAAAGGCAACCAUAAUGGAUUUGGAUGUCAAUGUUGAUGACACCCAACCUCUUUUCUCUUAGCAACAUUUUUUCCCCCAAAUUGACUUCAAUAGCGAAUCUGUGGUGGCUGAAGAUUAAAGUGAUGGCAAAGAAACUUUCCAACUUCAAAGAUAUGAAACUCCUCGCUCCAAAGAUAAAUUAUUUAAACAUUAAUGGAAAUAUGCUACACGUCGUAAGGUUUGAUUGCUGGAUUGCCAAUACAUAUUUUUCAAUUGGUUAUUGAAAUUUUUUUUUUUUUUUUAA